This is a messenger RNA of Synchiropus splendidus (mandarinfish), 4555 nucleotides long. It is a transcript of the gene tjp3, whose product is annotated as tight junction protein 3. The transcript has 30 exons. The record is from RefSeq and is a predicted model, not a curated record. The coding region runs from base 246 to 4241 and encodes 1331 amino acids. Gene Ontology annotation, biological process: protein localization to cell-cell junction; cell-cell adhesion; establishment of endothelial intestinal barrier. Gene Ontology annotation, cellular component: bicellular tight junction; plasma membrane. Gene Ontology annotation, molecular function: cell adhesion molecule binding. Lineage: Eukaryota; Metazoa; Chordata; Actinopteri; Syngnathiformes; Callionymidae.
CUGGGAAACACUCAAGUUAAAGCGAAGCAGGAGGACCGACGUGAUGGACCGUGGAGUUCACACUGGGCGUUAGUUCAACACCACAUUGACGGAGUUGAACAUAUUCCUCUUUGUGUGCGUCUUGUCGCCAUGGUGACUUCUUGGGGAUUACUGUGACUCAGGGUGUUUGCUGCCUCCUUGAAGUUGUAGUCAGCGAUUUGAUUACCAAAACACUUAAGCAAAGGGACAGGAGCAGUGCGGCUGCCAUGAAUCUGACGCAGAAAAUGAAACUUCUGAAACAUUUUGGAUCUUUACCCCCAGAACCGACACCUCCACCAAUUCUUCAUGUUCCUAAGCCAGGCAUGGAGGAGCUAACAAUAUGGGAGCAACAUACAAUAACACUCAACAAAGAUCCAAAACUAGGGUUCGGCUUUGCCCUGUCAGGAGGGAAAGACAAAACGCUUCCAGACAAUGGAGACACACCGAUCAUCGUUUCAGACGUGCUGCCAAAUGGGCCGGCAAUGGGGAGACUAUUCACCAAAGACCAAAUUGUCAUGGUCAACGGAGUGUCAAUGGAAAACGUCCACUCUAACUUCACCAUACACACACUCAAGUCAUGCGGCAAGACUGCCAACGUUACUGUUAAACGGCCUCGUAAGAUCCAGAUCCCUGCAACUUCUCGGCCGUCUCGAGCCGCCUCUCACUCUAAUUUGUUGGACCCAGACCCUCCUAGACGGGCACGUCGCUACUCUGAUGGCAGCGACAACAGAAACAGCAGCCGAUAUCACACUCGUGCACGCAGCACGUCGCCCGACCGCAACGGCCAUGGAAACACACUACCCUUAAUGUCUUCAGGAUACAAGCGGCUACCAUACAACGACGUGCCAGACAAACCUCUCAAAACAACACUGGUUAAAAAGAGAAACACAGAUGAGUAUGGGCUGAAACUCGGCAGUCAGAUUUUUAUCAAGCACAUGACUGGGACAGGCCUGGCGGCAAGAGAAGGGACGCUUCAGGAAGGAGACCUCAUUCUUAAGAUCAAUGGCAUGACAACAGAGAAUCUCUCACUGCUGGAGACGAAACACUUGGUGGAGAAGAGUCGAGGCAAACUGACCAUGACGGUACUCAGGGACGACCGCAAGUUUCUGGUCAGCAUCCCUGAAGUGGAGGACAGCCCCCAUAACAGUGACGAUGGCCGACGCAGAGAAAGCAGCUCAGAGUUGGAAGAUAUUUCAGACCUGGAAGAGUCCAUUCCCACUCACAGAGCGUCUCGUCCAACCAACAGAGAGAAACGCACACGCAGGACAAGAGCUGAACCUCCUCUUGCCAGAUCCAGAGAUGCAUCACCCAUGCGCUCCACCCUGUCUCGUCCACCUCCAAGAACCUACCCAACUAGAAGAGCUCCGUCUGAGUCGGAAUCAGACCGCAGUGCUUCUCCGCCUGUUCCAAACAUGAGAGACACCCUGGACAAGCGGGAUCAGUCCAACAAAUACAAAAGUCUAUCUGGAAUGUCCACUCUGCCCAAUCCUCGAUCCUCCCCUAUCGCUGCCAACUGGACGUCUUCUCGACCGACUUCUUCUGCCUCUCGGCCACGCAGGCCAGUGUCUGAGUCGGACUCUGAUCGCAGCAACUCCCCUCCUCCACGCAGAGACAGCCCUCGCUCUGAUAACAGAUACAAAAUUCUUCCUGAUUUGGCUCAUGCAGGCGUGAGAGCUUCCCCUGUUCCUCGCAGGGUCAAUUCUCCGGUCAGAGUCCCACCUCCAGACUCUGAUUCCGAGUCAGAACGAGGCGUGGGGCCCCCUCAGAGGCAGAGUACCACGUACAGCCAGGACUCGCUCAGCCGAUACAGGGUGCUGCCGGAUGUUUCCCUUCAGCCUCAGGUGAAACCCCCCCACUGGAGCCCCAGCAGUGCCUCGAACAACAAUCCACCACUGAAAGCUCACUCAGAGUCUGAGUCGGAGGCGAGUUAUGCCUCCGUCCCACGUCGGAACUCUGCGGAUGAACAUUUCAAGACUGCAAAGAACAAAGUUCUUCCAGACAUAAAGGCUGGUACAUCUACAUCUCUUCCCAGACAGUCGUCACGCCAUCGAGCCCCAUCACCGGUCAGACCGCCACCUGAUGACUCAUCAGAGUCAGACCACCUUUCACACCUCAGGAGGUCUGGAAGUUCUGAGCGAGAGGACACACAUCGCAAAGCUCCUCGAACUUCGAACGCAACUGGCACCAUGAUGUCAGGUGUUUCGGUUAAGAGCAACCCACCACUCUACUCGAAACCUGCUGAAGAGCCCAUCUACUCAUUACCUCCAGAUUCAUACCCAACAUCUAAUCCGGGGUACAGCUCAAAUGUACAUAAAGUUUCCUUCACAAAGGAGGGCAGCGUGGGACUUCGGCUAGUUGGCGGCAACGAUGUUGGCAUCUUUGUUGGGGGAGUUCAACCCAACAGUCCCGCCUACGAUCAGGGGAUGAAGGAGGGCGAUCAGAUCAUGCAGGUCAACAAUGUAGAUUUUGGUCACUUCACUCGAGAAGAAGCAGCAAACUUCCUUCUUAAUGUCAAGAGAGGAGAGCGAAUUGAAAUUAGCACUCAGCACAAGAUGGACAUUUAUAAGAAGAUCAUCAAGUCAAACUUGGCAGACAACUUUUACAUCCGCACACACUUCGACCAUGACGCAGAUCAUUCCAUUGGCUUGAGCUUCACCAGAGGGGAAGUGUUCAGGGUGGUAGACACGAUGUAUCGUGGGAAAUUGGGUAACUGGCUUGCUAUUCGCAUGGGCAAUGACCUCCAUGAACUGGAUAAAGGAACCAUCCCCAACCAAUCUAGGGCGGAGACGCUGGCCAGCCAGGAGCAGGCAAUGAGGGCCAGCGGAGAUCGUCAGGGAUCCGGACCAAGAGCUGAGUUCUGGAAGCUGCGUGGGCUCAGGGGGAACAAGAAGAACGAGAAGAAUAACCGACGAACUCGAGAUGACUUACUGCAACUCACAAUUCAGGGCAAAUUUCCUGCUUAUGAGCGAGUUCUGCUCCGAGAAGCUAAUUUUAAAAGACCAAUUGUCAUCCUGGGUCCUCUGAACGAUAUUGCCAUGGAGAAGCUGGUGAGAGAGAUGCCUGACGAAUAUGAAGUGGCAGAGAUGGUUCCCCGGAGCGGAGGAGGAGACAGCGCCUCUACAGUCAUUAAACUAGACACCGUGCGGCGAAUAGCUGAGAAAGACAAGCACCCUCUGCUGGACAUCACUCCCACUGCUGUGGAGAGGCUCAAUUACAUCCAGUACCAUCCGAUGGUGCUGUUCCUGGACCCUCACAGUCGAAAGGAUGUCAAGGCCAUGAGACAGAGAUACAGCCCAAACUCUAACAAGAGCUCCAGGCGGCUUUAUUCACAGGCCUUGAAGAUGAGAAAAGACUGGAGUCACCUUUUCUCAGCUCGCAUCGACCUGCAGCCUGGGUCACAUGUUUGGUACGAAGCCCUCAAGGAUAAAAUCCGCCAUCAACAGUCAAAACCUGUUUGGGUGUCUGAAGUUACGUUGGAGACGGGUGGAGAACAGGACCUGGAUGCUCUGGACCAGACCCAGUCUGACUACCUGAGUGCUGCCAGUGACCUUGAGGACACUGAUGGAGAACCUUUCACCGAUGGAGAGGCCUACACUGACAACGAGGACCUGGAAGAAGCCUACCCUGGUCAAGAUGCAGCAAGACACUCAAGGAUAGCCGGAGCCGCUUUAGCGCGAUCCUCAGAACCUGCCUCAGGGCGCCACAGUCCCCCUGUGGAACAUAUUUCAGACUCCUACUCAAAAGGAGGAGAAAUCCCACCUCUAAUGCACGUGCCGGAGCCAGGUUCCUUCCGACAGAGGACGAGCAGCCCACCACGUAGCCCGCUGGAGGAAGACCCCUCGCAUCGCAGCUUCACAGACUCUGACUUCAGUGCUGUUGAUGUUCUUGCACCCACCACUCCAUCAGAUGGGCCCCCAGAUUUCAUAGCCCCCAACCCUCGGUAUACUUUGAAGGAAGCUUCACUUGCUGAGGAACAACGUGGGAGUCCGCACGCCAGCCUUUCCGCCAUAGAAGAGAAGCUACAACAGACUCGGCUAGCAGAGCCACAAACUCAGCCACAGGGGAAGAAGAGCCCCAGCUACAUAGUUCUGGCGCAUCAUCACCAGGCUGUCCAGUUCAGACGAACACAGAUCAGAGGAGGCAGUAACAGCUCUGAAGAUGAGGAGGAGGAGGACGACGACGACACAGAGGACAUUGAAUGGGGACCUGCCACAGAACUGUAGAUGCCACUUUUUAAACGUUUAACUCCAUUGAUCCAACAAUAAAACUUUGAUUUACACUCCACUACAAUCAUUAUUUCUGUUUUCAUAUUUUAUUUCAAAGAUUUCUCUACCCUCUUCAUAAAAAUAUUCAAAUGAAUUUUGUAAUUAAUGGUUCAGUAUCGAUAUUUUUAUUUAAUCCGUUGAAUAUUUGUGGUUUUUUUUUAACAGAUUUUUCAUUAAAUGCACAUAAUGCUUAGAAUUGUUUCAAUACAUGUCUGAUUUAUAUGUGGGCGUCACCUAGCGUUUCUACAUUAAAACUUGUUUUCAGUGUGUGA